AUGUUCCUUUUGGGGCAGAUGCUGUUUGGAGGGGUGCCCAAUGAGUUUCCCGAGAUCAAGUUCCUGCGUUCCCCAUUUGACAUCAACUGUCGGCUGUCACCCUGCUGGAGCCUGAAGCAGGAUAUGGAAAGGUUCGCCUCACUAGGUGGGGAGAUGACGUCCGUGGCCCAUUCACUUCACGAUGGAGUUGAAACGGCUUUCAUGCAACUCAAUCAGGGUCUGUUAACCUUUGAGGACGUGGCUGUGUAUUUUGAUGAGGAGGAUUUGGUGCUGUUGGAUCCGGACCAAAGGGCCCUCCAUCGAGCAGUCAUGGAGGAGAACUUCUGGAAUGUGGUCUCUCUGGGUAAGCCUUGCCAUUUUUCCCCUCUUGGUUGAGUUUUCAUGGCA
This is a messenger RNA of Anolis sagrei ordinatus, 387 nucleotides long. The record is from RefSeq and is a predicted model, not a curated record. NCBI's taxonomy places the organism in Eukaryota, Metazoa, Chordata, Lepidosauria, Squamata, Anolidae.